Messenger RNA from Spinacia oleracea (spinach), 1027 nucleotides. RefSeq names its product NDR1/HIN1-like protein 1. The record is from RefSeq and is a predicted model, not a curated record. The transcript has a single exon. Gene Ontology annotation, cellular component: plasma membrane; plasmodesma. Lineage: Eukaryota; Viridiplantae; Streptophyta; Magnoliopsida; Caryophyllales; Amaranthaceae. Gene Ontology annotation, biological process: defense response to other organism. The coding region runs from base 159 to 788 and encodes 209 amino acids.
UCUCCCUAUCUCUCUAUAUUUAUGCUUAGAUGUAAAUUUCCUCCUACACACACCUUAACAAAAAUAACACCCAUCACUUAGCUUCAUUUCUUAGAAACGUCUCCGCCCUACUAGCCACCACCACCACCACCACUACCACCACCACUAGGUAUACCGCGAUGUCAGUUAAAGACUGCGGCCACCACAAGGACAAGAAAAAGAUCCUUCUUAAGAGAAUCGCGGCCGGAAUAUUGACCUUUAUCUUCAUAGUCCUCUUAGUAAUCCUCAUCAUAUGGGCUGUCCUAAAGCCUUCUAAACCUAGCUUCGUCCUCCAAGAUGCCACUCUCUACAACUUCAACCUAACCAGCCCGGCACAACUCACCUCCGUCUUCCAGGUGACCGUACAAUCCAGGAACCCCAACGACAAGGUCGGAAUCUACUACGACAGGAUGCUGACGUAUGCGACAUACCAUGAUCAGCAGAUCAGCCUACCAACAUCAAUCCCAUCCACUUAUCAGGAUACUAACGGGAUGAAUAUAUGGUCACCUUUUCUACAAGGUCAGUCCGUUCCGAUUGCUCCUUACAUAGGAGCUCAGAUCAAUAAUGAGCUUCAGAUGGGAAGUGUUAAGCUUGUGAUCAAGAUGGAUGGACGUGUCAGAUUUAGAGUUGGGUCUUUCGUUAGUGGGUCCUACCGUAUCCACGUCAACUGCCCGGCGUAUAUUCCGAUUGGGAACCCGAAUAUCGGGACUAUGGUAGGGAGGAACGCCAUCAAAUACCAGAUUGUCCAGGGUUGUGGCGUUAGUGUGUGAUCUCUAGUCAUGUACGUGGAAUAUAAUGUCAUUAUUUUCUCUUUUCUUCAUUUCAUAAAAUUGUAUAAAAAAGAAAAGAAAAAGAAUACGGGGAUCAUUUUGCAAUUAUGGGGGAAUUAUUGGAGUUAAAGGUGCGUCAUUUUUCUUGUUUAUAAUAAUUAAUCAAUUAGCGAUGAAUAUAUUUGUAAUUGAAGGCGAAGAGUCUAUCUACAAGUGAAGAGAGAGAGAAAUAAUACGUA